Molecule: messenger RNA, 1574 nt
Organism: Carassius auratus (goldfish)
Lineage: Eukaryota; Metazoa; Chordata; Actinopteri; Cypriniformes; Cyprinidae
Product: GTPase IMAP family member 4-like
Exons: 6
Coding region: 169-1296 (375 amino acids)
Molecular function (GO): GTP binding
Source: RefSeq, a predicted model, not a curated record
GUAAAAUUAUACGACCGACAUUUUGUAGAUACUCACUUCGGACAGAAGACAUUUUACAUCCUCUGUCUUGAGAGCAUCUUUACAGGCUACCUAUACUUCCCUGGAUUUUAUAACGUUACACCACACGGGCUGGGUCACGGUGAGCAACCAGUAAAGCUGUGUACGUUCAUGCAGAAAAAUUAUACAGAAAGACAAAGAAGAAGUAACCAACAAAAAACAAACUACACAGACAUAAUGGCAUCUAAUUAUGAAGGUGAUUCACAGGGUCUGAGGAUUGUGCUGCUGGGAGUCUCUGGUGCUGGAAAGAGUUCAGUAGGAAGCACAAUACUGGGUCGAGAUGUGUUUAAAGAGACUGGAACCACAGAGAGUGAGAUACAGAGAGGAACAGUAGAAGACCGAAACAUCUUUAUCAUUAAUACUCCCGGUUUCUUCAACACACACCUGACUGAUGAAGAGCUGCAGGAGCAGAUGAUGAAGAGUCUGGAUCUCUCUGAUCCCGGUCCUCAUGCAUUCCUGAUCAUCAUCAACCUGAAGACCUUUGAAGAGGACGAGAGGAACAUCUUUGAGAAAAUAGAGGAGAUCUUUGGAGUUCAAGCUUUGAAGUUCACCAUGGUGCUGUUCACUGGAAGAGAUCAAAUCACAAAGAAAGAAUGGCAGGAAAUUGAACUCUCUGAAAAAUUUCAGAGACUAGUCAGUAAAUUUAGAUUACAAUAUCAUGUGAUCAAUGAGAUAAAAAAAGAUCAUAUCAAAAAGCUUUUAAAGAAGAUUGAUGAAUUCAUCAAACAGAAUGAUGAGAAGCAUUUCGACUCAGUUUCCCAAAAAAGGAGCACAAAAAAAAAGAAGAAUAAACAAGAAAACCCUGGAAAAAAAGAGGAAGAGCAAACAAUGCAGGGGACUUUUGAAAUGAACAGGGCAACAGAAGAAGGAUUAACUGUGAUUGAACCAACUUCUGUAAAUGAAGAACCAGGUCUACAAGAGAUGAACUCAUUAGAUAGAUAUCUGAAUUUCUCAAAUGAAGGAAAGGGAGAAGAAAAAGAAGUCAAAGGACAGGAACACAGCUUGGAAAAGAGCCAGAAGAAACAAAAGACAACGGAAGGAAAACAUCCAGCUCAAGCAGGAGGAAGUCAGUAUGUGGUGGAUAGAAUCUUGUGUUCAAUAUUUGUUGUUCUUCUGCUGGUCUUCAUACUGCAGCAAAACUCCAUCACAGCAGAAAGAGACCAGUUAAAGAGUUGUAAGAACACAAUUCAAGAGUUCAAUCAGACGAUCAACAGCUUACAGGACAAAUAUUCUGAUUAAACCGAAAAAGACCAGUGGUAUCAGUUCUCCAAAAACCAAGUCUUGCAAGAUCUCAGGAUAAUGUUGAUUGGUAAAACCGGAGCUGGAAAGAGUGCAUCAGGAAACACAAUCCUAAAAGGAAAGAUGUUUAAAGAAAAACAUGAUUUUGAAUCUGUGCCAUAUACUAAUACAUGCCAAAAACAUCAGCAGAACGGGAUCACUGUGAUUGACACCCCAGGGAAGUUUGAUACAGACAUAAGUGAAGAUCAACUGAAGGAGGAGAUGGAGAAGUGUGUCAA